CCCCCCAUCCAAAGAGAAUGCACAUCCUGAGAGUGGAUUUCAACAUUUUUCUUCCCUCAUCUUCUGAUCCGAAGAUGAAGACGAGAUCCCCGCUCGACCGCCAAGUCCAAUCCCUCUUCCCUCUGGCGCUGGCCUCGGUUCUCAUCAUAGGAACAGCAAGGCUAGUCCUGGACAACCUGAGGAGCUACAGGAGCGAUGCGUUCCGGCUUCGCGGCGAGCACAGAGUGCCGAUGCUGGUAUUGCCUGAAGAUCGGAUCAGAGACGAGUGCGACGUGUUCCAGGGGCAGUGGGUGUGGGACAAUGUGUCGUACCCUCUUUAUAGAGAGGACCAGUGCCCUUACUUGGUGAAACAGGUGACUUGCCUCAAGAAUGGCAGACCUGAUUCUAUGUACCAGAACUGGAGGUGGCAACCAAAUAGAUGCAACCUACCGAGGUUUGACCCUUGGAUGAUGCUGGAGAUGAUAAGGAACAAGAGACUGAUGUUUGUUGGGGACUCGAUACAAAGAACCCAGUUUGACUCCAUGGUGUGCCUGGUGCAAUCUGUAAUCCCUGAAGGAAAGGGGUCGCUCCGAAGAGUCCCUCCCAGGAAGAUUUUCACCAUUAAGGAUUACAACGCCUCGAUUGAGUAUUACUGGGCUCCCUUUAUAGUCGAAUCGAUAUCGGAUCACGCCACGAAUCAUACCGUCCACAAGAGGCUUGUCAAGCUUGACUCGGUUGCCAAUCACAGUAAGUACUGGGAGGGAGUCGACGUGCUUGUGUUCGAGAGCUACGUGUGGUGGAUGCACAAGCCUCAGAUCAAUGCAACAUAUGGUUCGAGAGACAAUGUCCGAGAAUACAAUGUUACCGAUGCAUACAGAUUGGCUUUAGAAACUUGGGCAAAUUGGAUAGAAUCAAGCAUCGACCCUCAAAAGCAAAAGGUUUUCUUCAUGAGUACGUCCCCAACACAUCUGUGGAGCUGGGAAUGGAGACCUGGAAGUGAUGGAAACUGCUUCAGUGAAUUAUACCCUAUCCAGAGUCCAUACUGGGGCAGUGGAUCAAACCUUGAGAUCAUGAAAAUAGUACAUCAUGCCCUACGACAGCUAAAGAUCCAUGUAACAUUCUUGAACAUAACUCAGAUGUCGGAGUUCAGAAAAGAUGCUCACACAUCAGUUUUUACUGAGCGGAAGGGCAAGCUCUUAACAAAGGAGCAGAGAUCUGACCCCAAAUCGUUUGGUGAUUGCAUCCACUGGUGUUUACCAGGAGUCCCUGAUGCAUGGAAUGAAAUUUUGUAUGCGUACUUGUUAAAAGAUCAUCGAACCAUUCUAUAGCUCCAAGCA
Rhodamnia argentea is the source of this 1316-nucleotide messenger RNA. RefSeq names its product protein trichome birefringence-like 31. Gene Ontology annotation, cellular component: Golgi apparatus. The coding region runs from base 18 to 1307 and encodes 429 amino acids. NCBI's taxonomy places the organism in Eukaryota, Viridiplantae, Streptophyta, Magnoliopsida, Myrtales, Myrtaceae. Gene Ontology annotation, molecular function: O-acetyltransferase activity. The record is from RefSeq and is a predicted model, not a curated record. The transcript has 5 exons.